UUUCCCCUGACAAUAUAUAAAGAUUGUACUGUAGUUAUCCCCAUCAGAAGCACAAACAGAACACUCAACAUGAAGCUCUUACUCAGCCUCCUUGUUGUUUCAACACUACCUCAAUUGGCUGAGCUACAAGUCCUCCCCACCAGUGCUCCGCAGACAGCCGUGGCUGAGCUAGUCAAGGGGUUACCCUGGAUCUUCUCAGGGGAGAGCGUGCAUCUGAAGUGCAGUGUUCCUGGGAAUGUGUCGGCCGAGUGGAGGUACCGGUGGUUCAGGGGGGGCGAGCAGCUCCAGGAGUCUGAAUACUUUGUCCUCUGGAAGGCCAGGCCACAGCAGAGUGGGAAGUACUACUGCCAGGGCCUAAGAACCACAUGGAUAAACACACAACACACCCUCCACAGCCUGCCUAUAGAAAUAGAGGUGGACGGUGGGUGGGCCAUACUGCAGGCCCCGCCCCUGCCCAUGCUGGUUGGAGAGACAAUGACCCUGACGUGUCGUGUCCGUAACAACCCCAAACUGACAGAGGUCAUACUCUACAAAGACGGGGUGGAGCUUCAGAGACAGCGGAGCCCAGAGCUGCGUGUCACCAACCUUACCCUGCAACACCACGGAUCCUAUUGGUGCAGAGCAUCCUGGGAUGGACGGAGGGAAACCAACUCUGUAAUCUCAGUGGCUGCUCCAGUGUCCAUCAUAGAGGUUCUGACAGAGCCCAUGUUGGAGAUUGUGCCCAAUGACCCUCUGAUCCAUAAAGACCGUAUGCUCCUGGUGUGUCACGUUCAACUGAACGCCCGUCAGCCGGUUCCACACAUCCACUACUACUUCUAUCAGGACGGGCUGAGUCUCGGGCCUGCCUCUUCCCAGGACAAAGUCACAGUACUGAGGGACUCAGGCCAGUACUGGUGCAAAGCCAGCGUUCCUACUCUGGGCCUGAAGAGGCUCAGCGAGCCCUUAGGUUAUGGGCGAGUGAUAGGUGAACACUCAGAACACAUGAGAAACCUCAAAAGAAUAGUAGUCCCCCUUUAGGAUGCGUCAUAAUGCUGACCAGUGGCCAGCCUACUUUUAUAUUUUUGGUCUUGAGCUAGGGUACAGCGACUGCCAUACCCUGACAUUCCCAACUGACGCCCUGAUGCUGACUCUGUGUUAACAGGGAAACAUCAGGGACCAGUUGUCUCUCUCCAGCCCAGAGCUCCAACUCCCCAGACCACCACCUCUAUCUAGCCUUCUAAACCCCCUACCUUCCCAGAUGCAGCCAGUGAUUCUCCAAAUACACUGUCCUGUGAUGUUGUUGUUUCAGAUGAGGGGACAAUGGUGUGGAGGGACUUCUUUUGAACAAUACCAGAUCAAUGUACAUUAUCACUAUCAGUUUCAUAAUUAGACCCUUUUGAACCAAUUUAGUUGCAUCCCCAGUUUACCCAUUCAUAUGCCUCCAGAAUGUACUUGUGUUUUAUAACAUUCCUUAUCUAAAUGAAUUAAUUAAUUACUCAUUAAUAGAAUGUUAUUUGUCUUUUAAGUUGUGAAUGAAACAAUGAAUUGUAUUUGCACUGUUGAUUGUAAACUCAAUCCAAAUAAAUCCAGUCAAAGUCAAA
This is a messenger RNA of Oncorhynchus masou masou (cherry salmon), 1580 nucleotides long. RefSeq names its product high affinity immunoglobulin gamma Fc receptor I-like. The transcript has 5 exons. Bases 70 to 1017 code for a protein of 315 amino acids. Gene Ontology annotation, biological process: cell surface receptor signaling pathway. Gene Ontology annotation, cellular component: plasma membrane. NCBI's taxonomy places the organism in Eukaryota, Metazoa, Chordata, Actinopteri, Salmoniformes, Salmonidae. The record is from RefSeq and is a predicted model, not a curated record. Gene Ontology annotation, molecular function: transmembrane signaling receptor activity.